Protopolystoma xenopodis is the source of this 354-nucleotide messenger RNA. The record is from the annotation of a GenBank genome assembly. Lineage: Eukaryota; Metazoa; Platyhelminthes; Monogenea; Polystomatidea; Polystomatidae.
AUGGUUGGCUGGCUGAGUGCUGAUUGGCUCGUCGAAAUUGGCCAAUCAGGGCCCUGCUGGCACGCCGAUGUUCCCACUUCCCAGUGGGGCAGACAGCAUGGCGAGCCUUUUCAGACGAGGUUUUCAGACCCUCGAACACCCGUCGCUAGGCCCUCAGACUCACGCAUCCUUGAUACAUUAGCCGGCUGGCGAGCUUUUGCCCGGUUUUUGCCCGGUUUUUACGUGGACUCGAGACAUUCAGCCUUUGGUGAUUUUGCACGGUUAGGCUCAUCGUGGCGGCCGAGCUCGCGUCCAUUGCUGCCAGCCUCUUUCACCAACCGACUCGCAGUUGUCAGCUUCACGGUGUCAGGAUAG